AUGGGAACAGCAGCAAUGAAGCGCUCUUUACUUCUUCACUCUCAGGUUCUGAAGAUUAGGUUUCCAGCUCUGUCAUUGUUGCCCUGCGAGUGUGGUAGGCCUGCCAAAGGAUGCAGAAUAGAAAACUGCGACUCCUGCUUUAGCAGAGACUUUUGUACCAAAUGCAAAACUGGCUUUUACUCGCACAGAGGCCGCUGCUUCCGAGGAUGCCCCCCUGGAUUUGCAGCCUUGGAAGAGCUUAUGGAGUGUGUGGAAGGCUGUGAAGUGGGUCAGUGGAGUGAGUGGGGAACUUGCAGCAGAAAUAACAAAACAUGUGGAUUUAAGUGGGGCCUUGAAACGAGAACAAGACAAAUUGUGAAGAAACCAGCGAAAGACACGAUACCGUGCCCAACCAUUGCAGAAUCCAGACGGUGUAAAAUGGCCAUGAGGCAUUGUCCAGGAGGUAAGUGUAGUCCAUGCCACAAAAAUCUUGAUGAGUUUUCUUUAACUGAAAUGCUAUUUCUAACUUGA
This is a messenger RNA of Apaloderma vittatum (bar-tailed trogon), 510 nucleotides long. RefSeq names its product R-spondin 2 (gene RSPO2). The record is from RefSeq and is a predicted model, not a curated record. The coding region runs from base 1 to 510 and encodes 169 amino acids. The transcript is spliced from 3 exons. NCBI's taxonomy places the organism in Eukaryota, Metazoa, Chordata, Aves, Trogoniformes, Trogonidae.